Molecule: messenger RNA, 1407 nt
Organism: Fusarium fujikuroi IMI 58289
Lineage: Eukaryota; Fungi; Ascomycota; Sordariomycetes; Hypocreales; Nectriaceae
Exons: 5
Coding region: 1-1407 (468 amino acids)
Source: RefSeq, a predicted model, not a curated record
AUGGAUCCCUUGUCAAUAACCACAGGCUGCGUAGGUCUAAUUUCGACUAUCGGCACGCUUUCUUUAUCCAUUAACAGCUUCGUGCGUACCUGUCGCGAAGCUCGUAAUGACCUAGAUCGAGUAGCAAGAGAGCUCCUCUCCCUACAGACAGUCCUUGAGCUCAUCAAAGAUGCAAUUGACGAGGAUAAGACAUUUCCCAACACUCUUGCAUACCAUGUUUCAAAUAUUUUGGCCAACUGUCAUCUAGUCGUCACCGAGUUGCAAGGCUGUCUUACGAAAUAUGGCAGCAACCGACUAAAGACAAAGGCCGGCUGGGCUAUCAGUGGCCAAGGAGACGUUACGAAGUUGCGGUCAAACUUAGAGGCUCAUAAGGCGGCACUGGAAUUGGCUCUUGAUAUGCUUGCGCUACAUACGGCUAAAGCAAUAAAAACAGACACAACAGAGAUCCGGAAUGAUACAUCAGCUAUAAAGGAUGGCACGGCUCAAAUUUUGCAAGAAAUCAGCCAACUCCAGGCACAGCUAUCAAAUCGAGAUAACUAUAUCCUGCAGAAAUUUCUAGAAGAUAUGACGACAUACACUGAGAACGACUUAGAUGGAGCGUCUAUCGAUUGGAAAAGUUCUAGUACAUGGGUCCCAUCUCCUAUUAUGGAAGACGAAGAAAGUAUUGGCUCUGCACAGCUCUCGAUUUCUGAGUCAGCGCAUUUUAACGUCUACAACAAUCAUUCCGAGUAUCAAGUAGCCGAAGAGGACGGACUUUCGGUGUGGGAGUGCAUCAAAAACGUGGAGACCUACUACAAGGGGAUAGAGGGAGAGUGGCGCGACAUCUGCUUAAGACGACGGCGCCGAGCAGCAAUUCCUUUGAUGCCGCUUUGGUCUGUUUCGUCCCCCAUCCCCGUCUACAAGGAUAUACCAGACCCUUUCGCUGACGAGGUCUCUCUUGAAUCUUCCACGACCCAUUUCACGGCAUUGACGUUCCCGGGACGUGAAUUCGCUUUUCAGGACAUUCUUCGGCCUGGCCGCUUCCAACCACCCAGACAGAUCAAGAUCGCAUUCUAUAUCCCAGUAGAUGGUUUCACUUCUCCUAAUGAAUUCGAAACGCAAUGGAAUUUUAUUUCCAUUCAUGUUGCGGCACUCGCUCAGCAGGUUGCAUCACCUUGGCAGAAUAUUGUUGUUAUCAUCGAGGGGCCUCCUAGGUGGAUUGGGGUUCAUCCUGAUGUCCUUAUGCUCUUCAGGAAAUUGGGGAUCCUGUUUGAAACAGAUCAGUCCAUUGAUUAUGUUGGCCGUGUCUCGCUGUAUCCGCCAUACCAUAUGGAACGUGAUGAGAUUUUUGAGCGACCGAUCCUUGGCACUAUAUAUGAGUGCAGCCAACAACUCAUGCCUAUAGAGGCUGUUUUGAGAAUCUUCUAA